Molecule: messenger RNA, 1366 nt
Organism: Phycodurus eques (leafy seadragon)
Lineage: Eukaryota; Metazoa; Chordata; Actinopteri; Syngnathiformes; Syngnathidae
Product: insulin-like
Cellular component (GO): extracellular region
Molecular function (GO): hormone activity
Source: RefSeq, a predicted model, not a curated record
GCAGGGGGGGGCUAACUAGGGUCUCACUCUCUGAUGUCUUCAACUUUAUCUGAACUCUGCUGUAUGGCCAUAAAGAGUAAAUGACUUAGUGCUACUCAAGAGCAGAUCAGCAUACCUACAGGUCAAGGUGUUAAUAAAAGGACCAGUGUCACACCAAAGCUGACAAAGGACAAGUGCAUGUGAGGAGAUACUGUGUCUUGGAAAUGUAGCCAAGUGGAGAUGUUCUCUGUACCUGUAUAACCCAGUAGGUCUGCUCCCCUUUCAUCUGCAACUUGCUGAUCCGCUGCACUGAGGCCUCAAACAAAGGUCUCCAUUCUAUGGCCAAGACAUCAUGGGUGUUGUCCAUUCUGUUUCUGCUGGUGUUUCGGACUCCAUGGAUCACCUGCGUACCUACCCAGCACCUCUGUGGCUCCCACUUGGUGGAUGCGCUGUAUUUCGUAUGUGGAGAGAGGGGCUUUUUCCACAGUACGAAACGACUUCACAAGAGGGAUCUGGAAAACUUGCUCAGGUUCCUGUCUAAAAGCGCCAGACAAGAACAGCAGCUGUGGAGGAGGUUUUCUGGAAAGGAUGAUUCCAAGGUGAAGAGAGGCAUCGUGGAGCAGUGCUGUCAUAAGCCAUGCAGCAUUUACCACCUGGAAGGCUACUGCGACUGACUCGCUAACUCCACAUCCAGAACCACCUGUGAAAAAAGGUCUUGAAGUGUAUGUUUGGUGAUUUACUGGCUGUGUUUGAACGACACGGAAUAAAGCUUCAUGGCCCAUAACCAAAGGCUCCUCUCAAAAAAUUUGACUUGGUUAGGAUAUUAUGUUGCUAAACCAUAGGUUUCGAUCGUCAUUUCCAUAUAUAACUGCAAUCCUAGAGUGCUCUCUGCUGGCUAGCAACAGUAACGGCCAGUGGGAUUUAAAAAUUAAUUCAGCCACACUUCUAAAUAUUUGUUUACUUCAUUCAUUUUUAUUUGCUUUAUUUACAAGAUAUAAAUAUUUCCCCAAAAUACACCAGACUAAACUAGCUCUGCCUACCGAUACUGACAGUAAAACAGGCUUCUUUUUUUUUUUUUUUUAAAUGGCUUGGACAAAAGUAGAGGAACAACUUGUAAAACAUUUCUUAUACCCACUUUCUAAAAAUGUCUUUUGUAAGAAAUCUAAGACUAAUCUGAAUUUUCUUGUCCCAAAGGCAAUAAAAACACAAAUGCUAAAAAUUAUUAUGAGACUCGUCAAUUAUUGGAAAAAUAAAGAUUUACAAAAAAAAACAUGUUCUUAUUCACAAUAAUCAACACCCAAGAAGCUCAGCCAUUGCUGUUCUCUACUAGUAGGAUGUCUUCACUGUGUGAUUGUCUACAAAAGAAAGAUUCCAACAAAAAUCAAUC